AUGCGCUAUGUCAUCGGCCGGGAAGACGGCACCGAUCGUGAGCCGACGCGGACACAAAGCCGCGAUUUUGCUCCUUUUGAUGCUUCCACACCGGCGAUGAGCAUCGAUUACGAUGCCAAACGAUGGCCGUUGUGGAAACGGAUCUACCACACCACCGCGGUUGCCACACUGGCCUUUGCAGUCACGUUGGCAUCCUCUACGAUUACGCCAGCGAUAUUUGAGAUUCAAGAUCACUUCCACACCACGCGAGAGGUGGCAACGCUGUCUCUAUCCCUUUAUGUACUUGGUCUGGCUCUAGGGCCAAUGUUGGCGGCUCCGGUCUCAGAGCUAUACGGACGUGCUGUGGUUUACAGGACGACAGGCCUCUUGUUCAUUCUUUUCCUGGUGGGUGCCGGCUUCAGCAAGUCCCUAGGCUCUUUACUGAUAUGCCGUCUCCUUGCUGGUCUCGCUAGUGGUCCGGUCCUGGCUGUCGGUGCGGGCACGAAUGCGGAUCUGUGGCCGCCUCAACACCGGGCCCUUGCGGUGGUGUCGUACGUGAUGAUGCCGUUCCUUGGACCCUCGCUUGGACCGGUCAUCGGGGGCUGGAGAUGGACCCAAUGGUGCGCAACAUUUGUCGCUAUCUUGGCUUACGCACUCGUCCUGCCCAUGCACGAGACUUAUCUGAAAAUCAUUCUCCAACGACAACGCACGGCCAAGGGCACAUCGUCCGGCGAAAGCAGCUUUGCGAUCUUGAGGAGAUCCGCCAAAGUGAUGAUUUCACGUCCAUUUCACAUGCUUGUGAUGGAGCCAAUCGUCAUCUUCCUGAGCCUCUAUAGUGCGUAUACCGUUUCGCUACUUUAUGCAUUCUUUGCGGCCUAUCCAUACACUUUUGCAAAGGUCUAUGGGUUCAACGCCUGGCAAUCUGGUCUGGCUUUUCUGGGUAUCACGCUCGGUGUACUCUUGGCGGUCGCGACGGCCAUAUCCAUCGAUCGAUUCGUAUACUACAAAAAGUUUUUGGGAGCCGUGCGUGAGGGGAAAGCUGCGCUGCCGCCUGAAAAUCGUCUUUACGCAGCGAUUCUGGGCUCGCUUGGAGCGCCAAUCGGGCUGUUCUGGUUCGCAUGGACGGCGCGACCCUCGGUCCACUGGAUCUCUCCAGUCUUAGCAGGAGUGCCGUUCGCUUGGAGCGUGCUCAACGUUUUUGUGAGUGCUUCAAUGUACCUCGUGGAUGUCUACGGACCGCUGCAGGGGGCGUCUGCCGCGGCUGCCAACGGGUUCUUGCGUUAUGUACUGGGUGCGGUUUUCCCGUUGUUCACGAUUCAGAUGUACGAAACAUUGGGCAUCGCAUGGGCAACGUCUUUGCUUGGAUUCAUCAGCCUCGUUAUGAUGCCGAUCCCAUGGGUGUUCUUUAAGUACGGGCCGAGCAUCAGGAGCAAGAGCCGAUACAAUGUGUCGCAGUUGUAG
This is a messenger RNA of Neohortaea acidophila, 1440 nucleotides long. RefSeq names its product major facilitator superfamily domain-containing protein. The record is from RefSeq and is a predicted model, not a curated record. Bases 1 to 1440 code for a protein of 479 amino acids. NCBI's taxonomy places the organism in Eukaryota, Fungi, Ascomycota, Dothideomycetes, Mycosphaerellales, Teratosphaeriaceae. Gene Ontology annotation, molecular function: spermine transmembrane transporter activity; spermidine transmembrane transporter activity. The transcript has 4 exons. Gene Ontology annotation, biological process: spermine transport; spermidine transport; transmembrane transport.